AUGAAUAAUACUCCGAAAGAUAUUAUUAAUGACGAUCCAUUAACACCAUUAAAUGAAAAGAUCGACAAUAAUUUUCUUGUUUAAACUCUAGAAGAAAAUAAAAUACCUAUUGAUCUAAAAGAUGUGUUUACUGGAGUAUAUAAUGCAGCUUUAAGAACAUGUAGAGAUUAUCAUCAAUAUAAAAGAAAGACUGUCAAUUUUGAAACCUAAGAGAUGCUAAAAUUGUCUGUUCUUCAUUAUGCAUCAAGGAUUAAAUUUUCUUAAGAAUGCUCGACUGCAAUAAAUAGUGAUAAAAAUGAAAGUGGACUGCUAUACAAAGGAGUAGAGUUAAAUUACAACUGGUAAAAGUUGAUAGAUAGACUCAAUGAAGAGGAUAAAGUUUUAGAGGAGAUACAAUAAGAGCUAGAUAAAAAAUUAAAUGAUGUUGUAGAUGAGAUUAAUCACAUUUAAAUGGAUGUAGAUGUAUACUAGAAACUGCAAUCUCAAGAAAUGCUUGGGGGCUUAAAAGGGAUAGAAUAGAAAGAAUAAAUAAUGAAAUACCUAGAAGAUCUUAUAAUUAGAGUCCAAAAGGUUUAUACCUCAAACUAUGAAAUUGCUUAAAUUGUAGAUAAAUUGUAUGAUAUCAAAAGUGAUUAUCAUGAAGAAUAAGUACUGAGAUGUGAAGAUAUCCUUAAUACCAAUAAAAUUAAGCUUGAAGGAUUAUUAAGUUCUACUAUGGCUAACUAAAUGCUUGUCAUCAAGAAUAAAAAAUAAUUCAGCAAGAAAACUAAUUAAAGAGCAUAGCUCAAAUUGAUCAGAGAAAUGAUUGAGAGAUAGAUGGACAAAGAAUUUUUAAAGAAAAAUAAAGAAUUAGAAUAAAAUUAAGGAAUUGAAGAUAAAAUUUUAAAUAUUCUCUUUGAAUUCUACUACCCUCCAUUUGAAGUAAAAUAUAGAAUAGAGCUGUAUAAUAAUAUAUAAGAUCUUAAACUACCUUAUCCUCUUGAGUAAACAAUAGACACAGUAAAUCAACCAAAUAUAUAAGAUGAAUUCAUACAAAAGCUGUAAAUAAUAAAGAAGAUUUGCUAGAAUUCGUAGAAGCCGAUACUCUUUAUAGAUCCUAAUAACUAUGCUUAGAAAUUUAUUUCUGCAAUUACAGGAGAUGAUUUUAAAAGAGUAUUAUUUAGAUAACACAGAAUGCAUGAUAUUAUUAAAUAAGCCCUAGAUAGUGAUUGCUCAGUUUUAAUUGAAAAAGUGAAAACUUAAUUUGAUAUUGACGAAUUCGAUUAAUACUUGAGUGAGCACUGUCUUAGGAAUAAAUAUAGGUUUAAGAUAUAUUAUCAGACAAUCUUAGAGAACCCUAAGUUUGAUUCUAAAAUAUUUGUGAAAGUGACUGUAAUAAAUUUGUAUGAUUUGCAAUUUAUCAAAAGAAAGAGAUAAAGGCCCAUCAUAACCAGACAUAGAUCUUAGAAAAUAUAAGUUGCUCAACCUUAAAUUGAGGAUGAUGAAUUCAAAAUUCUAUCUCAGAAAUUUAAGGUUCAUAACAUGAAGUUGCAAAGAGACAUUAUUUUAGGUCAGAUAUUUUAAUAAUCAGAAGCUUUUAUUAACAAGAAUCAGUCACUCUAGUAAUAUUUUACAGUGAUUGCACAAAACUAAGAAAAAGCGUUGGAGUAAGAAAACUUGAUUAAAGAAGCUUAAGAUGAGCUUUCAAAAUAUAGUUGA
Messenger RNA from Stylonychia lemnae, 1698 nucleotides. Lineage: Eukaryota; Ciliophora; Spirotrichea; Sporadotrichida; Oxytrichidae. The record is from the annotation of a GenBank genome assembly.